CUCAUACCACUAGUGCAAGGUCCUAGAUUUACACUUGGUGCUUGCUUAGCUUGUUUCUUUCUAGCAACGAUAAUUGCUAGCAGCUAGCUGCUGGUGUGAGUGGCCUGGUGUGAUCUAUUAGCCGGCCGGCCGGGAUCGGGGAUUAGCGAGUGCUACUACUACUAGCUCGUAAACAAGCCGCAGCAGGCAAGGCCGGCCGGAGAUGCCGACGCCGUCGCACCUCAAGAACCCGCUCUACUUCGACUUCCGCGCCGCGCGGCGCGUGCCAGAGUCGCACGCCUGGCCGGGGCUGCACGACCACCCCGUCGUGGACGGCGGCGGCGCGCCGGGGACGCCGGACGCCGUGCCGGUGGUGGACCUGCGGGACCCGGGGGCGGCGGUGGCGGCCCGCGUGGCGCGCGCCGCCGAGCAGUGGGGCGCGUUCCUGCUCACCGGCCACGGCGUCCCCGCGGAGCUCCUGGCGCGCGUCGAGGACCGGAUCGCGUGCAUGUUCGCGCUGCCGGCCGCCGACAAGAUGCGCGCCGUGCGCGGGCCCGGGGACGCCUGCGGCUACGGCUCGCCGCCCAUCUCCUCCUUCUUCUCCAAGUGCAUGUGGUCCGAGGGCUACACCUUCUCGCCGGCCGCCCUCCGCGGCGACCUCCGCAAGCUCUGGCCCAAGGCCGGCGACGACUACGCCAGCUUCUGGUACGUGCGUGUCUACAGCAGCAGCCGGCGGCACCGCCACACGUGCGCCUCGCCUGCUUCCUUCCUUCGCCAUGCACGUACGGAUCGAUCGUUCACGCGCACCGAUCGAAAGAAAGAUCGACGUGUCCCGGUCAAGGCCAUGCAUGCAUGCAACCAACACGCCUCUGGUGUUACCGUGUCGUGCUCAAACCGUUGGUCUGUGUCUGUUGCCUACAGUGACGUGAUGGAGGAGUUCCACAAGGAGAUGCGCGUCCUGGCGGACAAACUGCUGGAGCUGUUCCUCAGGGCGCUCGGGCUCACCAGCGAGCAGGUCGCCGCCGUCGAGGAGGAGCGGAGGAUCGGCGAGACGAUGACCGCCACCAUGCACCUCAACUGGUAUCCGAGGUGCCCGGACCCGCGGCGCGCGCUGGGGCUGAUCGCGCACACGGACUCGGGCUUCUUCACCUUCGUGCUGCAGAGCCUCGUGCCGGGGCUGCAGCUGUUCCGGCACGGCCCGGACCGGUGGGUGGCGGUGCCGGCCGUGCCGGGCGCCUUCGUCGUCAACGUCGGAGACCUCUUCCACAUCCUCACCAACGGCCGGUUCCACAGCGUGUACCACCGCGCCGUCGUGAACCGGGACCUGGACCGGAUAUCGCUCGGCUACUUCCUCGGCCCGCCGCCGCACGCCAAGGUGGCGCCGCUGCGGGAGGCCGUGCCGCCGGGCCGGACCCCCGCGUACCGCGCCGUCACGUGGCCCGAGUACAUGGGCGUCCGCAAGAAGGCCUUCACCACCGGCGCCUCCGCGCUCAAGAUGGUCGCCGCCGCCGAAUCCGACGACGCCGACGCCGCCGUCCACCAGCCGCUCGUCCUCUCCUCGUAGCCGAUCGAUCGCCGGAGACGCAGACGACGCAUAUUCUACUACACCCCGAGCAAACUAAUCAAACAACCAAAAUCCCGAUGAAAUGGCAUCCAUUCUCGCUCCCGCGCAUGCAGAGCGGCGGCCGGGCCUCCGCACCUGCUCGUCCUCCACCUCCACUGCUGUCUGAAGAAAAAAACUAAGCUGAGACGAAGACAAAGACGAAACGAACGAAGAGGAAAAGGACAUGAUGCUGUAGCUGUUUCUUCUAGUUGCAGGCAGGCUGCUCCCAGCCGGGUUUGUCGUUACUGACGAUUAUUACCCUGAUUAUUAAAACUAAUCUGAAUUGAUGCAUGUGGUUUGGCAUUUGGUACUGAAGGCAGGCAGACACACCUAGCCAGCCUGGUCAAUGAUAGGCCUAUAAUCUGAUC
Panicum hallii is the source of this 1950-nucleotide messenger RNA. RefSeq names its product gibberellin 3-beta-dioxygenase 2-2-like. Gene Ontology annotation, biological process: gibberellin biosynthetic process; response to light stimulus. Bases 203 to 1543 code for a protein of 446 amino acids. NCBI's taxonomy places the organism in Eukaryota, Viridiplantae, Streptophyta, Magnoliopsida, Poales, Poaceae. Gene Ontology annotation, molecular function: gibberellin 3-beta-dioxygenase activity. The transcript has 2 exons. The record is from RefSeq and is a predicted model, not a curated record.